Molecule: messenger RNA, 798 nt
Organism: Ambispora gerdemannii
Lineage: Eukaryota; Fungi; Glomeromycota; Glomeromycetes; Archaeosporales; Ambisporaceae
Source: the annotation of a GenBank genome assembly
AUGAGAAUUGAAGGAUUAACCGAGGGAAUACAAAAACUGAAAGCCGAUAACAAAAGAUUAUUGGAAGAAAAUGCUACUCUAAAAUAUGAAUUAAACUUACUCAAGGGAGUUGAUUUUCCCAUUUUAGCUGGCAAAUUACAAAAGGCUUUAUUUAAAGCUAAGUCUCGUAAAGAUGAUGUUAAAGAUUUAAUUUUUAAAUUGGAGAUUGCUAACAGGUCUAUUCUCAAUUUAGAAGAAGCUAGAAAUCAUAUCGCAGAAGUCAAAAAAACUUUAGAAGCAAAAGUAACUAAUUUAGCUGAUGUUUUGGAGAGGGAAACUGCCAGCAAACAAGAGAUAGAAACCAAACUGCAAGAACUGGGAGACACCCUAAUCAAAAAAGAAAGCGAAUAUCAAGCCAAUUUAAAAGUUAAAGAGGAAGAUAAGUUAGACCUCGACCAAUUACGAAAUGAUUUAGCCGAGGAAAGAAAAAAGGGCGGGGAGAAUAGUGAUUUAGCGAAAAGUCUUCGUGAACAAAUUGCCCAAAAAGAUGCUGAAAUAACCAAAGAACGAGCAAGUAUUGAUAAAUUACAUUCUGAUAUUCAAGCAUUACAAACGGCUGAUAGGGAUAGAGAAGAAGCAUUAAGGAUGACAACUAACGAUAAAGAAAAAACCGAAAUACAAAAAGAAGAAAUAUUAAAAAGUGUCAAAAAUCUAACUAUUAAACUAAAAGAAAUUGAAGGCUCAUUGAGCCAAAAAGACACCGAGAGUAAGAAAAAGAUUGAAGAUUUAGAAACUGAACUAGCAAAAACAAAAGAGUGA